AUGUUUCGUGUACGUACCUCGCUCGGACCUUUUCUGACGAGCAUCAGAAAUAAUGCCACAUCAUCUCUAGUUAAGACAAAAUUAGCGAAUGCAAAUACCGAGAUGACAAAAUUGGCAAAUGGAUUAAGAGUGGUAACUGAUUCAACACCGGGUCACUUCAGCGCCUUAGGAGCUUAUGUUGAUGCGGGAUCAAGAUUUGAGAAUCCCAAGAAACCUGGUUUAUCCCAUAUUAUGGAUAGGCUUGCUUGGAAGUCGACAGAUAGUUAUAGUGGAAUUGAAAUGAUGGAAAAUCUUUCCAAAGUUGGUGGUAAUUAUAUGUGCUCAGCUCAGAGAGAAUCAAUGAUUUACCAAGGCUCCGUCUUUAAUAAGGAUUUGGAUAGAAUGUUUGAUUGUAUAGCAGAAACAAUAAGAAGCCCUAAGGUGACUGAUCAAGAGCUAUUAGAAACCCUACAGACUGCAGAAUACGAGGUCAGUGAAAUCGCUUUAAAGCACGAAAUAUUUUUACCUGAAGUUUUGCAUGCAGCUGCUUACUCUAAUAAUACGUUAGGUUUGCCUUUAUAUUGUCCUCCUGAUCGAAUUCCUGAAAUUCAGAAGCAGGAAAUUCUAGAUUAUCAUACAAAGUUUUAUCAACCUCAAAAUGUUGUUGUAUCUAUGAUUGGGGUGCCGCAUGAGCACGCUGUUGACUUAGUUCAGAAGCGGCUAGGGGAUUGGAAACUGGUCUCUAAUUCCCGACCAGAUUUGGGAACCAUUAAUUAUACCGGGGGUGAAAUUUGCCUUCCUUACCAACCUCCAAUCACUUCAAAUCUACCUGAGCUUUAUCAUAUGCAGAUCGGAUUCGAGACUACAGGAUUGUUAAACGAUGAUUUGUACGCAUUAGCUACCUUGCAAAAACUACUUGGAGGUGGCUCUUCGUUUUCAGCUGGUGGACCCGGUAAGGGGAUGUUCUCAAGAUUAUACACUAGAGUAUUGAAUCAAUAUGCAUUCGUCGAAAACUGCAUGUCCUUCAACCAUUCUUAUAUGAAUUCAGGGUUGUUUGGAAUAACGAUCUCGUGUUCACCAAAUGCUGCUCAUAUCAUGUCUCAAAUUAUAUGUCUCGAAUUAUCAAAGUUGCUUGAAGAAGACCCAAAGAAGGGAGGCUUAACUGAAAGUGAAGUAAAGAGAGCGAAGAAUCAAUUAACUAGCUCAUUGCUCAUGAACUUAGAAAGUAAGUUGGCUGCACUUGAAGAUUUAGGGAGACAGAUUCAGUGCCAAGGUAAGAUUACUACUGUAGAUGAGAUGAUUCAAAAGAUCGAGAGCUUAGAUAUAAAUGAUUUGAGAAAUGUGGCAAGAAAAGUUUUAACGGGAAGCGUUGUAAACCAAGGUUCUAGUUCCGGCCGCCCUUCUAUUGUAAUGCAAGGUGAUAGAGCUGCAUUUGGAGACGUCGAAUUCAUUCUUCAGCAUUUUGGAUUAGGAAAAUACGAUGGUCCGCCACUACUUGAACCCAGAGACUUUUCAAAAGGGUCCAAGUCGAAAUUGUUCGGCAAGUGGUUUUGA
Messenger RNA from Priceomyces carsonii, 1533 nucleotides. It is a transcript of the gene MAS2, whose product is annotated as mitochondrial-processing protease subunit alpha. Gene Ontology annotation, cellular component: mitochondrion. The transcript has a single exon. The record is from RefSeq and is a predicted model, not a curated record. Bases 1 to 1533 code for a protein of 510 amino acids. Gene Ontology annotation, molecular function: metal ion binding. NCBI's taxonomy places the organism in Eukaryota, Fungi, Ascomycota, Pichiomycetes, Serinales, Debaryomycetaceae.